AUGAAUCAAUCGAUGAAUAUACGCAUUCAAUCCCCUUCUCCAUCUCUACUACUGCUACCAGCUAAAAGCUCUUCUCGCUGUACAUGUCCUUGCUUAAGAGUGCAACUGGAAAAUAGUUCCAGUUCGAAUUUGUCAAAAACGUCCCUAAUUUCUAGAGUUGUUGGUGAUGAUAAGAUUGGAGUGUUAUUACUGAACCUUGGAGGCCCUGAAACUCUUGAGGAUGUUCAACCCUUCUUGUUUAACCUUUUUGCCGAUCCAGAUAUUAUACGAUUGCCGAGAUUGUUUCGGUUUCUGCAAAAUCCUUUGGCGAAAUUCAUAUCUGUUGCUAGAGCCCCAAAGAGCAAAGAAGGAUAUGCUUCAAUUGGUGGUGGUUCUCCUCUUCGCCAGAUAACUGAUGCUCAGGCUGAAGAGUUGAGAAAAGCACUAUCUGAAAAGAAUGUCCCUGCAAAGGUUUAUGUAGGCAUGCGUUAUUGGCAUCCAUUUACUGAAGAAGCUAUUGAACAGAUUAAGCGAGAUAGUAUUACAAAACUUGUGGUGCUUCCUCUGUACCCUCAAUUCUCAAUAUCGACAAGCGGUUCAAGCCUUCGGCUACUGGAGAGUAUAUUCAGGGAGGAUGAAUAUCUUGUCAAUAUGCAGCACACUGUAAUUCCUUCCUGGUACCAACGUGAAGGAUAUAUCAAAGCCAUGGCAGAUUUGAUUGAAAAGGAGUUGACAAAUUUUGACCGCCUUGAGGAGGUGAUGAUUUUUUUUAGUGCUCAUGGGGUACCACUAGCUUAUGUGGAGGAAGCUGGUGAUCCAUAUAAAGCUGAGAUGGAGGAAUGUGUGGAUUUGAUCAUGGAAGAACUGGAAAAGAGAAGGAUAAACAAUGCAUAUACUCUUGCAUAUCAGAGUAGGGUAGGACCAGUGGAAUGGUUGAAGCCCUAUACAGACGAGACAAUUAUUGAGCUUGGACGAAAAGGAGUUAAGAGUCUUCUAGCUGUUCCAAUUAGUUUUGUAAGUGAACAUAUUGAAACGUUGGAGGAAAUAGAUGUUGAAUACAAGGAGUUGGCUCUAAAAUCUGGUAUAGAGAAAUGGGGUCGUGUUCCAGCACUUGGUUGUGAACCCACUUUCAUUUCAGAUUUGGCUGAUGCAGUGAUUGAAAGUCUUCCGUAUGUUGGAGCAAUGGCUGUCUCAAAUCUCGAAGCUCGACAGUCUUUAGUUCCACUUGGCAGCGUUGAAGAGCUACUAGCAGCAUAUGAUUCACAGCGUAGAGAGCUACCACCUCCUGUGACAGUUUGGGAAUGGGGUUGGACAAAAAGUGCUGAAACUUGGAAUGGAAGAGCAGCUAUGUUGGCCGUCCUUGUUCUGCUGGUGCUGGAAGUGACCACUGGAGAAGGUUUUCUGCAUCAGUGGGGUUUAUUGCCCUUAUUUCGAUGA
Messenger RNA from Fraxinus pennsylvanica, 1416 nucleotides. The record is from the annotation of a GenBank genome assembly. Lineage: Eukaryota; Viridiplantae; Streptophyta; Magnoliopsida; Lamiales; Oleaceae.